Pyrus x bretschneideri (Chinese white pear) is the source of this 1297-nucleotide messenger RNA. RefSeq names its product AUGMIN subunit 1-like. The record is from RefSeq and is a predicted model, not a curated record. Gene Ontology annotation, biological process: spindle assembly. Lineage: Eukaryota; Viridiplantae; Streptophyta; Magnoliopsida; Rosales; Rosaceae. The coding region runs from base 117 to 1019 and encodes 300 amino acids. The transcript has 6 exons. Gene Ontology annotation, cellular component: cytosol; HAUS complex.
AUUAAAAUGCAAACAUACCAAAGUUUGAAUUUAAUUCAAAUCAAAUAAUUCCCUAAAUCUAAAAAACCAACGAACGAGCCAACGGUGCACUGAAUCGACUUAGCAAUCCCUCCGCAAUGACCGACUCCUCUGUAAGCGAUACGACGUCGAAGAGCAGCAGCGCCGGCGGUGGCGGUUCGGACGCAUCUCGAAUCGGCGACGUAAAGCAAUGGCUCACUCAAGAGUUCUCCCAAGCCGGAAAAGAAGUGCCCGAUUUCGAAUAUACCCCUCGUUCGGUGGCGUAUUUACACAACCUUGCCACUCUCUCCCAGGCCCAAACUCAAGCUUCCAAGAUCCUCGCUUCCGAUUUCCGCCUCAAAGCCUCCGAAUACCGAGCCCAAGCUGCGAGGAUCAGAGAGAUAUUGGAGAGUGUGGGUUUGGCACAGGAGGGUUUGCCUUCGAAUGUGGUGUCAUCAGCUCAGGUUUUAGCCAAUGUAGCCAAUUUGUUGAAUAUAAGAGACACUGAGCUCAGCAGUUUUCUUGUGGCGAUGGGGGAUAUAUCGUUGAGGAAGACGGGUGUGGAGGAGAAGAGGGCUAAAGCGCAAAAAGAGUCUAAUGUUCUUCUUGAUUACACUCGAAAGGCGAUUUCCAGGUUAACUUAUUUGAAAAGAACACUUGCUCAACUAGAAGAUGAUGCAGGCCAUUGUGAGGCGCAUGUUGAGCAUUGGAAGAACAACUUGGUGCUCAUGCUUGGUAAGGAGAAACAGUACAAUCAAGAGACUGUCCGUUUCAAGGGAACUCUUGAUCGCGUGGGCUACACCCCAGAGAUUAGCCAUGGGGUGCUGGUUGAAUUGGCCGAGCACAGAAAGGAAUUAGAGAAGAAGACAAAGCCCGUCCUUGAUACUUUGAGAAGCUACCAAGACUUGCCGCCGGAUAAAGCUUUGGCUGCUUUAGCAAUCGAGGACAAGAAAAUACAAUAUGCUGCUGCGGAGAAGUAUCUCGAAGAUGUAUUGCAUUCAGCUCUAGCCACUUCAGAGUAAUGGACCACUAGACUUAUUGUUGUAUGAUUGCGUCUGUAAAAUUAUAUAUAGUUUUGUUUGCGUUAUUGGAGAACUGGUAAACGGGUCAGUGUUUCUGUUGAUCCGAUGAUUGUUGCACAAGUGUGGUCUCAUUAUUUUUGCUUCUUUUAUUUUUGAGCUGUUUAACACCCAAAUUUUUAUCAAGAUAGAGUUAAAUUUGGGGAUUUGGCUACAACAUACUUACAUUUACUAAAUGGAUUCACGAUCUCGACGAUUAGAUGGUGAUUGUAUUAUAUUCA